Molecule: messenger RNA, 1252 nt
Organism: Aspergillus campestris IBT 28561
Lineage: Eukaryota; Fungi; Ascomycota; Eurotiomycetes; Eurotiales; Aspergillaceae
Product: peroxisomal membrane protein PEX14
Exons: 1
Coding region: 26-1252 (408 amino acids)
Biological process (GO): protein import into peroxisome matrix, docking
Cellular component (GO): peroxisomal membrane; peroxisomal importomer complex
Molecular function (GO): signaling receptor binding
Source: RefSeq, a predicted model, not a curated record
CAACAGUCCACAAUUCACCUUCACCAUGUCGGACUCCAAGAAAGCUGCCAUUCCGUCAUGGCAACAGUCUCAAAACCAACCACCUAAGGAAAACCAGCAAGAAACCCAGCAAGACACACCCUCCGAAUCCACACCGUCAACCGACACUCAAACUCCUGACCAGCCCCGGUCUACUCUUCUCGAGCAAGCUUCCAAAUUUCUCGAGGAUGAAUCCAUUCGUGAUGCGCCUACCGACAAGAAAAUCAGCUUUUUAGAGUCCAAGGGUCUCAAGGGUCCAGAGAUCGACAGUCUACUGGGCGUGUCGCGCAACUCCGAAGCGACGGCCCCGUCGGAGCCUACCUCAUCCCAGCCGACUGCUUCAUCCCAACCCACUACCAGCACCAGUAGUACCACCACCAGCACCACCAAUACAGACACCCGCUCCGUUCCCCCAAUCAUCACAUACCCCGAAUUCCUCGUCCAGCAAUCCAAGCCCCCACCGCUAGUCACCCUCCAAAGCAUCCUCUACACCAUCUACGGCGCCGCCGGUCUCGGCGCAACCUUUUAUGGCGCGAGCGAAUUCCUCGUCAAGCCAAUGCUCGCGCAAUUAACCUCCGCGCGACACGAUCUCGCCGAUACCACCACUUCAAACCUGCAGAAACUCAACGAAAAGCUCGAAAAGACCGUCUCCGUCAUCCCGCCCCAGCUCACCGCGCGCUCCCUAACCAAUACCAACAACGACAACAAAGACGAAGAAGACACCGAGUCCAUCACCUCGGACCCAACAGAGCUCUUCCACCGCGACGUCGCAACCCAAACCUCCCCCGGGGAAGUACCCAGCAAAGAAGGCCUCUGGACGGCCGACUCCGACUCCGACGCUCCAAACACAGCAGACCAAGACCAACCCUCCGCAGCAGCAGCAGCGGUCAACAACCACCUCACCCGUCUAGAAAGCAUGCGCAGCAGUCUGCAAGAAAUCACCACGACAGACCAAGACUCCACAACCGCCGAAGACGACGUCCGGUCUAGCCUCAACGACCUCCAGCACUACCUCGACGGACUGCUUUACUCGAAGCAGUCGUAUGGGUCUGUCUCGGGCUAUGGGGUUUACGGCUCUGCGGGGGGUGGUUUUGAUGCGAAUGCCACGUCGACGGGGAUUGGCAAGGCCGAGGAGGAUGCCAUUACGGGCUUUCGGGCGGAGAUUAGGGGGGUGAAGGGGGCUUUGUUGAGUGCGAGGAAUUUUCCUGCUGGGGGGAGGGCGAGGGUGAGAUAA